UCGAGGCUGCGGGCUGCACUAUCAGGUUCUUGCGUUGUCCUCUCUCACUCCACGCUCCCAGCAGCGGCCAGAGCAGCGGCGCGAGAGCGUCCCGGCUGCCUGCUCCCUUCCUCCGGUGCGCCCGCCUUGCUGGGCCGGUCAGUCCGUCGCGGUCGGUCGGCGGCCCGCGCCCCGCUAGCUCCCCGGCCCCGAGCUCGCCGCGCCCAGGCCCAGCGGCCGUAGCCAGCGCCUGGCCUGAGCGCCUCCUGGCCGCGGCAGCGCGGGCACCAGGAGCGGCACCUCACAACGACCCGGGGGAGGCGAGCGAGCGAGUCCGAGCGGCGGCCGGGACAGGUGGUAGCACCGCGAAGAUGGUCGCCAAGCAGCGGAUCCGUAUGGCCAACGAGAAGCACAGCAAGAACAUCACCCAGCGCGGCAACGUCGCCAAGACCUCGAGAAAUGCCCCCGAGGAAAAGGCGUCGGUAGGACCCUGGUUACUGGCUCUUUUCAUUUUUGUUGUUUGUGGCUCUGCAAUUUUCCAGAUUAUUCAAAGUAUCAGGAUGGGCAUGUGAAGUGACUGACCUUAAGAUGUUUCCAUUCUCCUGUGAAUUUUAACUUGAACUCAUUCCUGAUGUUUGAUAUCCCGGUUAAAAACAAUACAGUAAAGCAUCCUGCCUCAGAAUGACUUUCAAAUCAUUCUUCACGUGUCAUUCCAAGGUUUCUUCACAAGUCAUUCCAGAUUUUCUAGUCCAUACCACAGUGCCUUGCAAAAGCACCAUAUGAAUAAAGCAAUAAAAUUUGAUUGUUAAGCUAUAGUAGCGGACCCUUAUUCAGUCAGUAAAGAGUAAGUUUUUUUUAAAGUGAUUAUUAAAGUAGUAUGCAGUAUGGGUAAUUAGAUUAAAUCUGUGUAGACAGGGUCUAGAUUUUAUUAACCCUGAUAUGUAAAUGCAGUUAGCUUAAUUUAAAAUUUGGAAUCUUGAGGUUUUGGUAUAGCUAGGCACUUUAUUACUCUUGAAUUGAAAGCACACUCUAUUAUAGGGUCAUGUAACUAUUCUAUAAUAAGGUGCUUAUAUGUAAAUGGAGGAACUACACAGCCUAGUUUUGACGCAACCAUUAGCACCUAAAAUUUUUAAAAGCUAAAUGCAUACUCGGAGAUGCUUAUAGCUACAUCUAUUUUAAUGUUAUUAUUUCUGUUACACUACCUUGGAUUUUGCAUGCAUAAGUAUAGUAACCUCGGAUCCCAUUGUAAGAAAUAAACUUAGAUGAAAAAAGCUUUUAUUACCUAAGCAGUUUCACUAAAAUCUACCAUGGUGGAGUAAAGGCAGGGAAGACUUGUUUAUGUCACACUGAUUUCACCAGAAUUAAUUUAAUACAUCAAAGGGGUUUACUAUGUUAGACAAAAUUUUAGGGAAAAAUACUGGAAAUGAAUGCUUCAUCAACACAUACUGUUGAGUCCAGUGUGCUAGAAGACGUUUUAGCUUGUUAGUAGCACCUUUAAUAGCAAAACAAGCACAUCAGUAAGUUACGCUUAGAUUGAAAAUGGUUUUUCUGUGUUUAUGACAAAUUCCCUUAGGAUACUAGAUACAUCAGACUAAAGUGGCAUUUGGGAUUAAAAGGAUUUACUGAUAAUAUUCAAUUUUUGGUCUUGUAUAAUUUUAUAGAUUAUUCAAUAGACUUUCUUUUUACAAAUAGGGCAAGAGUGAUAAGGUAGGUUUUGGGUUUUCUAAUAUGCAAGUUUGUUGACAACUGCAAGUAUUGGCUGUUAAUACACUUAGCCAUAAUUUAGUACCAAAAGCCAGGGCAGGGUCUGUGUAUUAAGAAUUUGGAACAAGGCUGCUUGUUUGCUUUGUUAAUUGCCUCAGGAUAUCUCUUAAAUAAGCUUUUUAAAGAGGAACAGAAGGGAAAUCUGCUACCUAGUCUAUAUACAGUGAACUUCAUAGGGACUUUAUUACUCUCGAAUACAGAAGAAAGUAAAAGUUGAUAGGGACAACGUGUAAAGAACUUAACUGCUCAAAUAGGAAAGGAAUCAGUUGACUUUGGGCCAGCAGGUUUUUCUUGACCAAAUUGUUACCUGUCUUUCUCACCCAAUAAAUCCCUUCUCUCUUUGAAACAGA
Molecule: messenger RNA, 2093 nt
Organism: Cavia porcellus (domestic guinea pig)
Lineage: Eukaryota; Metazoa; Chordata; Mammalia; Rodentia; Caviidae
Gene: Serp1
Product: stress associated endoplasmic reticulum protein 1
Exons: 3
Coding region: 351-551 (66 amino acids)
Biological process (GO): endoplasmic reticulum unfolded protein response
Cellular component (GO): endoplasmic reticulum
Source: RefSeq, a predicted model, not a curated record